AUGCGAGAGCUAGUUGGAUUUCUCUCUGUGGAAGAGGGAAAUGCUGGUUCUAGCGGGCAUGUAUUGCCUUCCCGAGCGAACGUUAGAGUUGUUUCCCUGGCUCAUCCACUGAAUUUUAUCAUUUCUUGUUCAUCUGUGGGUGCACAAGCUGGGAGGGUUACUGCUCCUAUCCAAAAAAGGCAAAGUGUAUGUGUGGUGCCGUUGUCGUACGACGAGACAAAAUCCGAUGAUCUGGGUCUUCGUCCUCGUAAAGUGAGCAAGACUGUAUCUAUGAGCAGGCUUCUUGGAAGCAUCCGGGAUGUUGUUGGCAACAAGUUCUCUAUGUCUGUGCAGAAAAAUAAAGUGGUGAUCCCUGAUUCUACGACAUCACCUCCUCUAUCAUUUGCUAAAACCUCCCCGAUCGUUCUUAGUUCUGACUCCACAUUUGGGAGUGCAUUGGGUUCACCUAGGGGAUCCAAUCAGUCAAAUAAACCUUUAGUGAAAUGA
Molecule: messenger RNA, 486 nt
Organism: Lactuca saligna
Lineage: Eukaryota; Viridiplantae; Streptophyta; Magnoliopsida; Asterales; Asteraceae
Source: the annotation of a GenBank genome assembly